Messenger RNA from Blumeria graminis f. sp. triticale, 1518 nucleotides. The record is from the annotation of a GenBank genome assembly. Lineage: Eukaryota; Fungi; Ascomycota; Leotiomycetes; Helotiales; Erysiphaceae.
AUGACGCUGGAUUACAGCAAGUGGGACAACCUUGAGCUUAGUGACGACUCGGACAUCGAAGUACAUCCAAAUGUUGAUAAGAAGUCUUUCAUACGAGCAAAACAACACCAAAUACAUCAACAGAGAUUUCAACGCAAAAAGGAGAUUGAAACUUAUAAGUAUGAAAGAAUUAUCAAUGAUGGCUUGCUUAAACGAAUAAAUGGCUUACUCACGGCUUUAAAUUCUCUUGCGUCGGAAAAGAAAAAUGUAGACGAGUUGAUGUUCCAGGCAAUCAUGGAGUCAGUUGGUGAAUCAAGUGAUGAUAUCCCACCACCGCGACCCGAAGGAGUUAACGUUGAAGAAAAAGAAAUGCCAACCUACUCCAACAUGAUGGCAGCUUUAAUCGAUCAAGUUAGGACUAAGGUCGAUGAAGAUAAAUCCGAAAACCGAUUCGAAUCAUACGUUAAUGAAAUCACGUGUCACCAAAAGAAGAUAGAAGAUUUACAAGAACAGUUGGAAGUAAAGCUAGCUUCACUAGAGAAGGAAGAGAGUAGACUAAUUACUAGUGAAUCAUAUCAUACUGGGUUUGAAGUAUCCCAGAUAGCUAAGCCUGAUUCAAAGCCCACGACAAAGAAGAAGGCUGAUUCUUCAGCCGAGUUACUGAAUCCGAAUUCAUUAAAUUCAUUAAAAGACGAUGACGGUUCACAAUCUUCUGGAACUGAUGCAGAUGUUGAUGAGCCAUUAGCAGAUGGUGACGAAAUUGAGCCCUCUAAAUUGGGUAGAGAAUUUUCAAAAAUAGAUAUUUCUAACCCACCAGAAAGCCAUCGAUUUAUCCUAUCUCAUCCCGAAAUUCUUGCAGAAAAAGAGUCAGAUGGCUUGUUAAUUAUGGCAUUUAACCAUGCUCUUAAUAUGCAAGAACAUGAAGCUCGACAGUGUACUAACCAGGCUCUUCUCCUUCAAUAUUGUCGGGCACUAGGCCCAAACGGUGUGGACUUAUUUUUCAAACGAAUAAGAAUGCCAGGCCACCAAGCUCAAAAAGUAUUUCUGGAUGAUGUAAAAAACACUUUCCUACGCAUCAAGACAAGAGCCAAGGAAGUCAGGAAACAACGUGCUUUGGAGGCUGAAAGCGGAGGAGUAGAGACAAUCCAGUUACAUGCAAUUAAUCCAGGCUCAACACUAAAUAUGAACAUUCCCCCCAAAGAUAGUGAUGAUCCUGAAAUUAUAAAAGCAAGAAAACUGUUCGAUGCUUUCCCUCCAGGAUUUCAACGAGCACUUGAGAGCGGCAGUCUAGACGAGGUUAAUGGUAUAUUAGGUAAAAUGAGUGCUGAAGAGGCAGAAGAAAUUGUAGGUCAAUUAGGAGAGGGUGGUAUGUUAUCCCUUGAAAAUGAGAUCAUAGAUGCCACAACCGAAGAAGGACAGAGAGCUUUAAAGAAUAUAGAAGACCUGGAUCGAAGAAGGCACGAAGAACAGAAGAACAUAUCCCUGGAUGCCACGAUAGAUGAUGAACUGAGCGCCAAAUACCAUAAUGACCCUGAAUGA